CCGUGUCCUGCCGGCCCCCGUCAGCCUUUGUGGAAUUUUCGCCAUUUUGACAGCUUCCCCAGAUCCCUUGUUCAUUUGAACAGCCGCCAUGACGUCUCGAAAAACACAACAAGAGAUUGACAAGACCUUCAAGAAGGUAUCUGAAGGCAUCCAGUCGUUUGAAGGGAUAUACGAGAAGAUCCGAGCGACGACAAAUCCCACCCAACGCGAUAAGCUCGAGGACAACUUGAAACGGGAGAUCAAGAAGCUUCAACGAUUUCGCGAUCAGAUCAAGUCAUGGGCUGCCGGCAAUGAAGUCAAAGACAAGAGUCCGCUGCUCGAGCAGCGCAAAGCAAUCGAAACUUGUAUGGAGCAGUUCAAGGCCGUGGAGAAGGAGAUGAAGACCAAAGCAUACUCCAAAGAAGGUCUAUCGGCAGCAUCGAGACUCGAUCCCCGGGAAAAGCAAAAGGUGGAGACGUGCGAUUUCCUGUCAGCCUGCGUGGACGAACUUCAACGGAAAAUCGAGUCCAUGGAAGCCGAAGAAGAGACCCUGCAUAUGCAAAUGAAGAAGGGCAAGAAGGACGUCGCCAAGGCCAACCGGUUAUCAGAUGUUACACACUUAACAGAGCGCCAUAAGUGGCAUGUCAAUAAGCUGGAACUUCUGCUACGGUCGCUUCAGAACGGCAACGUCGAAACGAGCCAAGUACUGGAUAUCAAGGAGAGCAUAAAGUACUAUGUGGAUGAUGGGAAUAACAUCGAUUACUCUGGAGAAGAUGAAACACUCUAUGACGACUUGAAUCUGGGUGAUGAGACUGAGCAGUUCGGCCUUGCUGACGACCGAGUAUCCUCGCAAGAUGCACAAUCGGUCCAGGAUGACGAACCCGAACCGAGACCAAAGGCGAAGCCGGAGGCAGCAUCAACGCCUCGACGGCCAUCAGCGCAAAUGAAGUCUCCUCUUCCCGUUUUGGCGACCCUCCAUCCCUCCACAUCCACCAGCUCCACAACUGGCAUGAAACCUGCCCCUCUUCCAACUCGUCUUCCCGGUGAAACUCUCAAGUAUGCAUCGGCCGCAGCCGCAGCAGCAGCGAGUGAUAAGAAUGGCGUUGGAAUUGCUCCCCUACCACCGCCACCCGGUGCAAGCCCUGCUUUCCCACCUGCGACUUUGGCGUCGAAAGCUUCAUCUGUCGCUUCACCUAGUAUCUCUGCGGCUCAGCCUGUUUCCAAGCCAUUGUCUAUGGCAGCAGCGGUUGCAGAAGAAUCCGCAGCUCAUGGACGGUCUAGGACCCCGGCUCUCAGUCCCCGUGUCGGCACAGCGAGCGCCUCGAAUACGAUGCCCCCUACACCUGCGAUGGACAAGGCAGACACCACAGCCACCAAAGAGCAGCCGGCCGCGAAUGGGGAAACGGGCAAGGAGGAACAACGUGAUAGCGACGAAUCGAUAUACUAUCUGCCACCUGGCCUGCAGGACCUAAUACACUCAUUUGAAGUGACCAAGAGCAGAUCGUCGACCAACCCACCCCCAUCGGUCCAACGACUUCUCGCCGCGUCACUCACUACCUGUCCUGAGCCUGCUGACGCGGAGAAGCCUCGCCACUACAAGCCACAGAACCCUUACAACACCCCUCUCUACUACCCGCAAGAACCCCUGUCGAUCUUCAAUGACCCUCGACUGUAUGACACCGGGCGCAUUGACACAGAUACUCUCUUCUACCUGUUCUAUUACCGCCAAGGUACAUACCAACAAUUCCUAUCGGCCAAAGCCCUCAAAAACCAGAGCUGGCGUUUUCACAAGCAAUAUCAGACAUGGUUCCAACGACACGAGGAGCCCAAGACGAUUACCGAGGAAUUCGAACAAGGGACGUACCGUUUCUUUGAUUAUGAGAGUACAUGGAUGAACCGACGCAAGGCGGAUUUCAAAUUUAUCUACAAGUAUCUAGAAGAUGAAUUAUAAUAUGAAUCUUAAGUUUCAUCCGUCUCAUCAGCGAUCCCGUACCCCGUAGCGGGCUAAAGCAGAGAAGGUGGACUCUGCAAGGGAGAUCUGCGAUGGGACCAUCAAUCGGUCUUUUUGAAUGUGAAGGGACUUGAUUUGAAGUGGCUUGGUUUUUCUUUUUGACACGUUGUGCUGAAGGGCCGGGUAUUACCUGAAGAUCCCUUCUUCCAUCUUUUACCUCUUCGUUUCUUCCUGUCUUUUGUUUUUUUCUUCAUCUGGGAAUGAGUGAAUGAAUGGGAUUGCGGGACAUGGAGUUGGUUCUGCGCUGUUCGUCUGAUUACAAGGAGGCUGAUGGAUGGAUAUCCACGGGCUUUUGUCUUUUUUACUUUUUUUUUUUCUGCACUGUACAAUUCCAAAAACAAUGGAGACCAAGUCAGAAGCACUUGACCGUGCACAUUCAAUCAAUAAUAUGAUGUUCCAGCGUAAAAG
Messenger RNA from Aspergillus wentii DTO 134E9, 2398 nucleotides. Its product is annotated as CNOT2/3/5 family protein. Bases 89 to 1930 code for a protein of 613 amino acids. The record is from RefSeq and is a predicted model, not a curated record. The transcript is spliced from 3 exons. Lineage: Eukaryota; Fungi; Ascomycota; Eurotiomycetes; Eurotiales; Aspergillaceae. Gene Ontology annotation, cellular component: P-body; CCR4-NOT core complex; nucleus. Gene Ontology annotation, biological process: nuclear-transcribed mRNA poly(A) tail shortening; regulation of DNA-templated transcription.